AUGGCUGGAAAGCACCCCAAACAUCCCGCCACCGUUCACUUCCCACUGACGUUCACCUUCCUGACGGGAGCUCUCGAUGCACUCUACUUAGCCUCAGUGACACCUGCAACUGCUGGUUUUGUGACAACAGCGUUCAAAACCCUCGACAUUGCGAUUCCGACUUCUCUUCUCCCCACGCUCUCCUACUAUUCCACGAUCCUAACGCUCAUCACUGCUAUACCUGCCGUCAUCUCCGGUGCCCUCGAACUCCAACCUGUUAUCGCACGCGACGGUUUCGGUUCCAAGAAAGCCCAGACGGGUGUCCUACAUGCUUUGAUAAACGACAUCACCGUGUUUGGCGCGGCAUACAACUGGUGGGUGAGGAGGACUACCACAGGCUUCGUACCUGAUACGACCAAUGUUGCCAUCAGUGCUGCACUAGCGGUACCCGCAAGCUUCUUUGCGGCAUACCUCGGUGGACAGCUCGUCUAUCAGUAUGGCAUGGGUGUCGGACGGGGUAGCGGCAGCAAUGCAAAGAAAGCGCAGUAG
Messenger RNA from Didymosphaeria variabile, 528 nucleotides. RefSeq lists its product as uncharacterized. The transcript has 2 exons. Bases 1 to 528 code for a protein of 175 amino acids. The record is from RefSeq and is a predicted model, not a curated record. Lineage: Eukaryota; Fungi; Ascomycota; Dothideomycetes; Pleosporales; Didymosphaeriaceae.